UACAGCUGGUCCCGGGGUCCGCGUGAGCGCGCUCCUCCCCCUGCACGCGCAUCGUCAUCGCAGCCCGUACCUGCCCUCUCUGCUCCUCCUGCGGUACAAAACCUCUACGCAUGCGAACUGACUGUCCCUUUUUUUGUUAGCAAGACAAAAGCACAUCAUGGCAGAUGAGGAUUUUGAAUGUGGGCACUCUGGGGCCUCCUCAACAUUCCCACAGCAGUGCUCUGCUUUAAGGAAGAAUGGCUUCGUCAUGAUCAAAGGGCGUCCCUGUAAGAUCAUGGAAAUGAGCACAUCCAAGACCGGCAAACACGGACAUGCCAAGGUUCAUCUUACUGGACUUGACAUCUUUACCCAGAAGAAGUAUGAAGAUAUCUGCCCAUCUACCCAUAACAUGGAUGUCCCACAUGUCACAAGGAAAGACUACCAGGUUAUAGAUGUCGCAGAUGGUUUUUUGUCCCUGAUGGAUGACGGUGGGGCGACCAGAGAGGACCUCAAACUGCCAGAAGGCGACAUUGGAAAAGAAAUCGAGAAGAAGUUUGAUAAUGGAGACAAUUUUAUGGUCACUGUGCUGAAAGCUUUAGAUGAAGAAAAUGUUGUUGCCACCAAAGCCCAGAAUUAGUCCAGGACAACACUGAGGACCUCGCUCUCCCUCCCGUGUGGCUUUGCAGCCACACCGAAGCGGCUGGGCCUCACCCCACAUCUCUACCGGUCCACUCGCUGGUCACAGAAGUCUGGGAAGUGGACGGGGUCAGCUUCAAUCACGAAGUUAUCCACCUGCAGCCGUCACUGCUUAAUUUUGCAAUUGCUACUGAUAUUAUUUCAGGAAUACCUAACAUUCCAGCAUUUCAUAACAUUAUUUUUAGAGUAUCGGUGACUUGUGUCUUUCUGUCUGCAUUCCUUUUUAAAUCGCCGUAAUAAUCCCCUUCUCUGAAUGACAUGUAGAGCUUUUGAGUUGGCUGUGAGCAUGUAUCCUGAGGUUUGUUUACAAUUGUAAUGCUGCACCUUGCUUUCCACUUAAAUUCUCCCCUAAAAAAAGGAUUUUGUCUCAACUGGUUUACUUGACACCUCAAACAAGCUCCAACUCAACAGCUCAAGUAACUUUAAAACAACUUCAUGGCCAGAAUAUGCCUUUCUGCCGUUGACAAUUAAAACGUAUGCAUGCAAACUUCUAAUUGACAAUUGACUUGUAUACACAUCCCCAAGCAGCUGUGAAUUUCUAUAAAACGUAAAUUACUUUGCAUUUCAACUGUAGCAAGGGACUCUGCUGUUUCGAUGUUGGUGGGGGCUUGUUGCACUCCUUUUCUCUUCUAUGCUAAUGAAACAGUUUUCUUUCACUUGAGGCCUUUAUGUAUAGACGUUUGUUUUAAAAGAACAAGACACUUAAAACUCAACCAUCAGUAAACCGAAAUGCUUAAGAGGAUUUGCACACAACAGUCAAAUCUAGAAGAUAAUACCACCGAGUUUUCCAGGUCUCGUUGCAGGAGACUUGUGCUGGAGAACCGAACACAUAAGUCACCAUAAAGCUGUAUGAUGGGCUGCAGGUGGGGAAGUAUUAGUAGAAAGUACACUAGGGGAGGUGGGACUUUUUGCCGUUCUAUGGGAUUAUUAAGCAUCAUGUGCAGAGUCCACACUCAAAAGUGGAUUCUUGCUCAACGUAUUUUUUAUGAAAUAAAGACAUAACAUUGGGUAUUUGCAAGAAGAUCCGAAUGUGUUCCACGCAGUGCACUAACAUAGUUGCUGUACAUUCUGGAAUUUUCUGCAUGUCUGUUUUCUCCCCUGCCGUAAAACUUGUUUAUUUUUCUCCUUAUUUAAGCGUUUGUACCAAUAGAGCAGUAAGGAGGAUAGACUAUUACAGUCUUGACUGUGUCUGUGUAUAACAAAAAUUCCAUUAGAAAAUCAAACAUUUAGAGUAAUUGCCUAUGUACACUUGUUUGUUUUUAGUCUGACUGCCCUCUGGUCCUAGCAAUACUUUUGCAAUUUCAAGCUUUGGUUGUGAUCUUGUGCUUUUGUAAAAAAGAAAAAAAAAAAAAAUUAAGUAAAAACACGUUGAAGCAAAAUCCCACCGGCUAAGAAAAGGAGUUAAACAUGACCUCAUGUUGAAAUCUCAUCAGCUGAAUCUGUAAACGUCUGAUGGUAAUAACACCAGAUGGCAACGGGUCCUGUUGUGCGGUAAACGCUACGACGACGGCUCGCAGUCUGUAAAGAUACCUGUUGGUGAUCAUAAGCACACAAAUCACCUCCAAACUGUUCAUAAAGCACCUUGUUCGUUAGAGGCACACGUGGUCCCGAGCACGCGCUUGUCUCAGAAUAGCAGAUUUAAGUGAUGGAAGCGCUCCAAAAUGAUCUAAGCCCCAAUAUCCAAUCAGUAGUGCUAAUUAUGAUCCUUCUACUCUAAACCUUCCUCCCUCCACCUCGGCAGCCCACGAGCAAGACGUGACUCUCCCCAAAGCCAUAUGUUCACACCGUGUUCCCCCUGAGAACGCGAUUACACUGUGAGGGACGCGUGUUGCUGCAGGAUCACAGCCCAACGCGGCGAGAUGAUGAUGUGCCACCAGGGCACAUUUCUCCCCCAGGUCUCCAAACAAUGAGGAUGGUGAACAAGUUAUUCGGAUUCACCGGUCUGGUUUUGGAGACCGUUCCCCGCCCCGCGUUGACAGUCUGCUUCACGUUCUGUUUGAACUCGAGUUUAAUUGUUUGCAACAAACUGAAUUGUUUGCGAGUAUCGACCACAGUGUAUUCUGUUUGAUCGGGAAUAGGUGACUUAGUCUGGUGAUUUAUGUUCCGUGUGUACGCUGUGGGGGGUUUCUGGGGUAUUUCUCAACUUUCCUUCCUUUGAAUGUUUGAUCCAAACAAUUUGUAAAAAGAAAUUUGACCUUCGGUUUAUUCUGGAAAAUAAAGAUACGUUGGCGCUGUUCUUACCAAUGUACAGUUGCUCGAUCAAAAUUCACAAGUUUUUUUUUUGUACAGGCUGAAUAAAGAAUCAGAUGUUCCUCGGCA
Gasterosteus aculeatus aculeatus (three-spined stickleback) is the source of this 2994-nucleotide messenger RNA. Its product is annotated as eukaryotic translation initiation factor 5A-1. Gene Ontology annotation, molecular function: RNA binding; ribosome binding; translation elongation factor activity. Gene Ontology annotation, biological process: positive regulation of translational elongation; positive regulation of translational termination. The record is from RefSeq and is a predicted model, not a curated record. Lineage: Eukaryota; Metazoa; Chordata; Actinopteri; Perciformes; Gasterosteidae.